Messenger RNA from Dryobates pubescens (Downy woodpecker), 771 nucleotides. Its product is annotated as structure-specific endonuclease subunit SLX1-like. The record is from RefSeq and is a predicted model, not a curated record. Gene Ontology annotation, biological process: double-strand break repair via homologous recombination. Bases 1 to 771 code for a protein of 256 amino acids. The transcript is spliced from 5 exons. Gene Ontology annotation, molecular function: 5'-flap endonuclease activity; crossover junction DNA endonuclease activity. Gene Ontology annotation, cellular component: Slx1-Slx4 complex. Lineage: Eukaryota; Metazoa; Chordata; Aves; Piciformes; Picidae.
AUGGGGCUGCGGGCGGUGUACCUCCUGCGCUCGCAGCGCGGCGGCAGCUACGUUGGGUUCACAGUGGACCCCGGGAGGAGGCUGCGGCAGCACAACGGCGGCAGGAGGAAAGGAGGAGCCUGGAGGACCAGCGGCAGGGGACCCUGGUCCAUGGAGCUCUUUGUUUAUGGCUUCCCCUCCGACGUUGCUGCCCUCAGGUUCGAGUGGGCCUGGCAGCACCCAAUGGCCUCUCGCCGCCUCCCGGGCGUGGCCCGGCGCCGCCCCAGCGAGCGGCCAAUCAGCUUCGCCCUGCGUCUCCUGCCCCUCCUCCUGCGGGCCCCGCCCUGGAGCCGCCUCCCCCUGCGGCUCCGCUGGCUCCGCCCCCCGCCUGGCCCCGCCCUCCAGCCGGCCCCACCCGACCACGUGGUGGUGGAGGAAGGGGUGGGACCGCCCCGCCCUCUCCCCCGGCGGCCAAGGAAGAAGUGCCGGGAGGGGUCUGAGGCCACACCCACAGAGGGCGAGGACACGCCCACAGAGUGUGUCUGCUGUGGAGGGGAAUGGGAGGCCCAGGCCCCACCCCUCCUGCGCUGUCCCCACCGGCCCUGUCCAAUGGCUGCUCACGCCCUGUGCUUGGCCCGCCUCUUCCUGCGCCAUGAGACCAAUCAGCUGCUGCCUCUGAGAGGGACCUGCCCCAGCUGCCACACGCCUGUGCUCUGGGGAGCUCUGAUUGGCUGCCACCGAGGCGAGGAGGCGGAGUUUCCAGAACCCCCUUUGGGUAAGCCCCUCCCCUAA